CCCUCGUCAACUUCAUCAACCAUGUCACUAUACUACGAAGCCUCCGACAUCCUCGCCAAUGCAGAAGCCAAGGGCGGUUCGUUGAAGAAUCGCAUCUUUGGCAAAAAGGACUUGAAAAGCUCUCCUGGCGCCAUCUUCGCUCUGGUAGCCGAGACCACUAAAUGGAGUUCUGUGCUGAAGGAAGUCGUCGAGAAGAGUGAUAUUCUGAAACUUGAGAAGAAGCUGACCCCGACUCUUGCCUUGCUGCUAGCCCAUGAUCUUGUUCUAGCCAAANAGGGAGUCGCUGCUCCGAAGUCACAUCCUCUCAACCUCGCCAUCUCUCGUCACAAAGCGAGAUUGAAUGCCGAAUUCACCAAGUGCCGCAUCAAGGGUAGAUUUGCGACCUUGGAUGCUUUCCGCGCACACAUCAACGCUGCCGCCGCAGACGAGAGUGCAGAAGCCACUGCGAACGGCACUAAGGCGUUUCAUCCUCGUUGGAUUCGUGUCAAUGCUGUGAGAACGUCUAUGGCAAAGGCACAAAGCACCUUCUUCGCAGACUUUACCAAGGUCUCAUCGCUCAAGGAGCUCAGCACUACUCCUCGAGGCAUCUACUUGGACGAACAUAUCCCAGACCUCGUUGCCAUCCCUCCUUCGAUAGAUCUCUCCAAGCAUGCUGCAUACCAUGCUGGUGAGAUCAUCUUCCAGGAUAAAGCCUCAUGCUUCCCCGCCUAUCUUCUGGACCCUCAGCCUAAGGAUGGUCAAGUGAUAGAUGCAUGCGCAGCACCUGGCAACAAGACUACCCAUCUUGCCGCAAUUUUGUCAUCUCAAAAGUCGUACGGUCUGAAGGCCUCUGUCACAGCCUGUGAGCGCAAUCCUAUCAGAGCGCAAACAUUAGAUAAGAUGGUCAAGCUGGCCGGUGCCGGCAAAAUCAUCACUGUCAAGGCCUCUCAAGACUUUACGAAACUCGAUCCUCGUUCUCAGGAGUUUGCUGACGUUGGUGCACUUCUACUCGAUCCAAGUUGUUCGGGCAGUGGUAUCAUCGGUCGUGAUGACACGGCAGUCUUGCACUUGCCGUCACUACCUUCGUCCGUUCCUGCACCUUCGAGCAAGAAGCGCAAGCGAAAGGCUAGUGCAGCUGUGGAGGUCCCGGUUCCGGUCGUCAGCGAAACCAAAGAUGAGCUCAGCGAAGAGACCCCGCAAGCAGCCGAGCUUGAGAAUGACGAGGAAAAGCUGAAGACAAGAUUGAACAACCUUGCGGGUUUCCAACUCAAGAUUGUACUCCACGCCUUCGCCUUCCCAGCCGCUAACAAGGUCACAUAUUCCACAUGCUCAAUACAUGCCGAGGAGAACGAGAACGUUGUCGUCAGGGCUCUAGCUUCCAAGGUUGCCAAGGAACGUGGCUGGAAGAUCAUGAGGCGCGAAGACCAAGUUGAUGGCAUGAAGAGAUGGGCAAGAAGAGGUGAUCCUGAAGCUUCAAUAGAAGCGCUUCAGGGCAAGGAGGAUCUGGUGGACGCGAAGGUGCUUGCGGAUGCCUGUAUUCGAUGUGAGAGAGGUACUGAUGAGGGUACCAUGGGCUUCUUCGUUGCCGGCUUCGUCAGAGAUCCCGACGCAAGUCCUGACGCAGAUCCCACCGGGGCAGUGGACGAGAAGGAGGUGAGCGAAGCUCAAGAUGAGGAAGACGAAGGAGAUGAGGAGUGGGGUGGUUUCGACGACUAG
This is a messenger RNA of Aureobasidium uvarum, 1695 nucleotides long. The record is from the annotation of a GenBank genome assembly. Lineage: Eukaryota; Fungi; Ascomycota; Dothideomycetes; Dothideales; Saccotheciaceae.